GGUGAAGGAGGAGGAUCGACAGAAAACAGCCUUCGUACUAUUUGAAGGCACGUGGCAGUGGGUCCGGUGCCCGAUGGGGAUUUGUAAUGCGCCUGCUACGUUUCAACGGGCUAUGAACGUGACCUUCCAGAAGUUCGUCAACAAGAAGCGGCUAACUCAGGGAAUGAUCAACUUUUGCGUCAUCGUGUACAUGGACGACAUUCAGGUCUACUCAGAGACCUAUCAUGGACACGUGCAGCACAUUGAGUGGACGCUGGAAGCUCUGAGAGACACUGGGUUCAAGGUCGCGUUAGAGAAGAGUGAAUUUCUCCUCUCGGAGAUCUCGUUCCUGGGCUACGUGGUGACACGGAGAGGACUGCGGGCGGAUUCGAGGAAGGUCACGGCGGUGAAAGACACCCCUGUUCCCACGUCAUUGACGCAGGUUCGAGCUUUUCAGGGACCGGCGUCAUACUAUCGUCGAUUCAUCAAGGGGUUCGCCCCGAUUGCGCGGCCCCUAACGAACUUGUUACGAAAGGACCAGCCUCUCAGUUGGGACGCCGAGUGCGAACAGGCCUUCGCCACCCUCAAGGACGUCGUGGCUACAACACCUAUUUUGAUCCGGUCGGACCCUACGAAGCAGUUCAUUCUCAUUACGGACUGGCAACCGGAGGCGAUUUCUGCUAUCCUAGUGCAGAAAGGGAACGACGGUCGUGAACACGUCAUCGAGUACGCAUCUCGAACGGUGCCAGACGAACGAAAGAAUGAUUCGGCCCCGCAGGGCGAAUGCUCUGUGGUGGUUUGGGGAGUCCUGCACUUCCAUCCGUAUCUUUACGGACAUAAGUUUCUUCUGGUGACUGAUCACGAGCCGCCGCUGGCUCUGAAGAGGCUCACUAACUACAGAGGCAUGAUUGGGCGUUGGGCAGUGACCCUGCAGGCCGCUGGACUUAUCGAUGAUCUCCCCCUCGAUAUCAUAUCGCAGUGCGACGAAAGCCCGGUGCCACACGUCCUCCCGCGAAGGUUGACGCCAUAUCUGCAGUGGUCGGCCUGCUUGGAGGAGCGGGGAGGAGGUGGCAGUGAUCCGUCGCGAUCAGAAUACCUCAAUCCCGAGGGGAUAAUGGACAUCUUCUUCUUCCAGCCCCGGGCGGUGUCGGAAGACGAAGUGAUAGCGGUAGAGGAGGAAGAAGAAGAGGACGAGGAGGAAGAAACCCCGGAGGAAGGAAGCUACAACGAGCACAGCGAAGAGGAGUCGGGCAGCGAAGAAGAAGAAGAAGAGGAACAAGAAGAGGAAGAGGAGGAGUCUGAGUGGGAUAGUCUGGGUGAGGAGGUGGACCGCGCGGAGGUCCAGGAAGAAGAUCCCGAGGUGGUAGCAUGGUGGAGAGAAGAAAUCGCGGUCGGGAAGCAGCCGCAAGAGUACGCGAGCGGCGUGGAUCUGCCGAUCCCGAACGACCCGACCAAGGAUCCCAAGCCGCCCAAGAACGACGAUGGGGACCUACUGCCGAGACUUCGAGCGCACCGCCGCGGAGACAACGGAGCCGAUCCCCCUCCCCACCCCCCCGUCCCCUAGUUCGCACACGUACCGAUGCGGGGCAUCGGGCUUCGUCCCCGGUCGUUUUCCCGUCGUCCCCUUGAUUACCUCACCCUUCACCAGAUCACCAUCCCGAUCUCCUUCCCCCACAACUCCUUCCCCACCGACACCUUUCGUCACUUCUACGCUACCCGCCUCACUGUCACAGUACACCCCCACCCCUCUACUCGCCGUACUCGGUGUGCCACCCCUGUCUUUUGCCUCCACGUCCUUCUCUUUAGUGCCGCGUGGCGCGGCGACAAUAUAAUCGA
Chara braunii is the source of this 1815-nucleotide messenger RNA. Lineage: Eukaryota; Viridiplantae; Streptophyta; Charophyceae; Charales; Characeae. The record is from the annotation of a GenBank genome assembly.